Molecule: messenger RNA, 4286 nt
Organism: Malania oleifera
Lineage: Eukaryota; Viridiplantae; Streptophyta; Magnoliopsida; Santalales; Ximeniaceae
Product: protein TONSOKU
Exons: 20
Coding region: 84-4091 (1335 amino acids)
Biological process (GO): response to DNA damage checkpoint signaling; meristem structural organization; epigenetic regulation of gene expression
Cellular component (GO): nucleus
Molecular function (GO): protein binding
Source: RefSeq, a predicted model, not a curated record
CGCCAUUUGCCAAAAAUCACGAAAGAGAAGUAGCAAAUCUCUGCAAUCUGCAAACCCUAGUUCUGUAUCCCCCAUUAUUUUCAAUGACGAGAGAUGGUUCGCAGCUCAGCGCAGCGAAGCGGGCGUAUCGGAGUGCGUCGGCGGAGGGCAACCGGCAGGAGGAGGCCAGGUGGGCCAACGUUAUUGGCGACAUUCUGAAGAACAGAGGAGAGUACGUUGAAGCACUCAAAUGGCUCCGGAUCGACUACGAGAUCUCCGUCAAGUAUCUUCCCGAGAAGCACCUUCUCCCCACUUGCCAGUCUCUUGGAGAAGUCUAUCUUCGCCUCGAGUACUUCAAAGAUGCCUUAAUUUAUCAGAAAAAACAUCUAGAGUUAGCCAAGGAUAGCAAUGACCUAAUUGAGCAGCAAAGAGCAAGCACACAACUUGGUCGGACUUACCAUGAAAUGUUUCUACUAUCCAAUGAUGACCAUUACUCAGUUCGGAAUGCCAAGAAGUAUUUCAAAGCUGCCAUGAAACUUGCUCAGGCUUUGAAGGAGAAUCCACUGCCAAACACUUCUUUCCUCAAAGAGUUCAUUGAUGCCCAUAAUAAUGUUGGAAUGCUUGAAAUGGAUCUUGAUAAUUUGGAAGAAGCCAAGAAAAUCCUUACCAAAGGAUUGGAGAUUUGUGAUGAAGAAGAGGUGAUUGAAGAUGAUGAUGGGCGCAGCAGGCUCCAUCACAACCUUGGAAAUGUUUUUAUGGAACUGAGAAUGUGGGAUAAAGCUCGGGAGCACAUUGAGGAGGAUAUCAUUAUCUGUAAAAGAAUUGGGCAUCGCCAAGGAGAGGCAAAGGGUUAUAUCAAUCUUGGUGAAUUGCAUUAUAAGGUGCAAAAAUAUGAGGAAGCGAUUCUUUGCUACAAAAAGGCACUUGAUUUGGCUAAGUCCCUGGAAGAUGAAGAUACCCUGGCAGGACAGAUUGAUCAAAAUAUUGAAACUGUAAAAGAAGCAAUUAAAGUCAUGGCUGAAUUGAAGAAUGAAGAGCAGAAUCUCAAGAAACUAUCAAGAAACAUGAUCAUGGCUAGGGGUAAGCCAGGUGAACGGAAGUGUUUGCUGCAGCAGAAUGCAUCUGUUGACCGUCUUAUUGAGAAAUCAAGCAUGGUCUUUGCUUGGCUAAAACAUCGUGAAUUUGCUAAAAGAAAGAAGAGAAUAGCAAGUGAACUCUGUGACAAAGAAAAGUUGAGUGAUUCAUAUCUGGUUAUUGGAGAGUCUUAUCAGAAGCUUAGGAACUUCAGGAAAGCCCUUAAAUGGUACAAGAAAGGUUGGGAAGCAUACAAGUCAAUUGGAAACUUGGAGGGACAAGCAUUGGUGAAGAUUAACAUUGGAGAUGUCUUGGAUUCCGAUGGUAAUUGGGCAGGCGCACUAGAUGCAUUUGAAGAAGGAUACAGGAUUGCUGUUGAAGCAAACCUUCCUUCUGUACAAGUUUCUGCACUAGAGAAUAUGCACUAUAGUCACAUGAUAAGAUUCGAUAAUGUUGAAGAGGCCAGGAGGUUGCAAAAUUUGAUUGACAAUUUGAACCAGUCAAAAAUUAGAGAUGUUGAAGCACAGAAAGUGAUGGAAGAUUGGUGCUCUGAAACUGAUACUGAAGGUGAUGAUUGUUUAUCGAACAAUAGGUCAAAUACAAGUUUGUCGGCUGUGAAAAGUAAAUCUUAUUCCUCUACAUCAGAAUCACUCCCUGAUGUUGAAGAGUUGAAGGAUGACGUACCUUUGAUUUCACUUCUACAGUCUGGCAAACUAUUCCCCACAUUGAAAAAUGCUCAAAUAGAGAAACAGAAUGCUACCAAUGAACCACUUGAUGCUUCAUCUAAAAGUUUAUCGAAGUCAGCCAGUGAUCAGCAAACAGGUGUUGGUCGUAAGCGUAUUCGUGUAGUUAUUUCUGACGAUGAAGGUGAGAUGCAUGAUGAGGCAGGCUGUUCACAAGGAAAGUUUAAAAAAUGCCUAUUGGAGGAUGUUGCCACUUCAAAUGAAUAUAAGAAUAGAAAGGAAGCUUCUAGUCCUUGUGAAUUUCAGGAUGUCUCAGCAGUUCCCUCCAAAAGUGCCUUCAGUUUAUGCACUGCAGUUAUUUUGGAAGAAAGCACAUGUUCAUACAAAUCCAACAGUUCUAAUGUAGCUUCUCAAAGUGGUGGAGAUUUGCAACCUCUGAAUACUGUCAAAAUUGUUCCUGGUUCUAAUAUUCCUGGUUCUAAAUACGCUGACAACUUGUUGCACGAACAUAGUAGUGGGGGUCUGAAGUUGAAUACUUCUCAUGGUGAACAUGGUCAACAUAUUAUGUUCAAACUUGAUGAUCAAUUGAUACACAUGGAAACAAGCUCUUUCAUGAUUGUUGAUGAGUUGAAUAUUGAUUCUCUGAAGAUUGAAGUGGCAUGCUUGUACUAUUUACAGCUUCCUAUGGAGAAGAGAACAAAAGGUCUGUUGCCCAUCAUUCAGCAUAUGACGUGUGAUGGCAGAGCAUUAGAGUCAUUGGAAGAUCUUAAAGCUCUCAAAAAUCAAUUUGGAAAAGCCUGGGUUGAAGUCUUUAUUGAUGGAUGGGUUCAAAAGCGCUUGAUGAAGCUAUAUGUUGACUGCUGUGAGGAGUUAUCUGAGAAACCCAAUAUGAAAUUGCUCAAAAAGCUAUAUAAUUUGGAGGUUUCUGAGGAUGAAGUCAUUGCAUCAGAAUGUGAACUGCAAGAUAUAUCAAUAGCACCACUAUUGAAUGCAUUGCAUGCACACAAGACGCUUGCCAUGUUAAACCUUUCUCAUAAUUCGUUAGGAAAUGGAACAAUGGAGAAACUUCAACAAGUACUUAUGUCAUCAAGUCAAAAAUAUGGUGGCUUGACUUUGGAUUUGCACUGUAACCGAUUCGGUCCGAUUGCAUUAUUCCAGAUUUGUGAAUGCUCUGUGCUAUUUGCUCGAUUGGAAGUGCUGAAUAUCUCUGGGAACCGCCUGACUGAUGCAUGUGGGUCUUACCUUUCAACCAUAUUAGAAAAGUGCAAAGCACUUUAUAGCUUAAACAUGGAGCGCUGUUCUAUCACAUCUAGAACGGUUCAGAGGGUUGCUGAUUCACUGGACCCUGGAUCUGUCCUUGCACAACUUUGGUUAGGACAUAACCACCCUAUGUCUGGAAAUGCUAUUAUCAGUCUCCUAGCCAAACUUGCAACUUUAAAAAGAUUUUCGGAACUAAACUUGAAUGGUUUAAAGCUAAGCAAGCCUGCAGUUGACAGCCUUUGUCUGCUUGCAAAAAGCUGUUGCUUGUCAGGAUUAAUGCUUGGGAGUACUAGUAUUGGAACUGAUGGUGCAUUGCAAUUAACUGAGUCAUUGUCUGGUGGGGCUCAAGAAUAUGCAAAACUUGACCUGUCAUAUUGUGAACUAACAUCUCAAUACAUUGUCAAACUAAAUGCUGAUUUUCCUCUAGCUGGUGGUAUUAUUGAGUUGAACCUUGGAGGAAAUCCUAUCAUGCAAGAGGGUGGCACUGCUUUAGCAUCACUGCUCAAGAGCCCCUGGUGCUAUGUUCAAGUUUUGGUGCUUAACAAGUGUCAACUAGGGCUCGCUGGAAUUCUUCUAGUAAUGCAGGCACUAGCAGAGAAUAACUCCCUGGAAGAGCUUUAUCUUGCUGAAAAUGUGGACAUGGACAAGGGUUACACUUCAAAAGGCAUGACUAACGGGUGCACAGAAUCUUUGCGGCCAAGUCAUAAUGCUUCUAAUAUAUGCGCUACUAGUACCAAUUGCGAUCGACUUGAAAUUGCUGAUAGUGAAGAUGAGUUAAUCAGGGAAGAAGAACCUCCUGCUGCUGCUGCUUUAUCUGGAUUUGAUGACAGUUGCACAAGUUCAUGCCAAAGAGAUCCCUCGCCCCAGUUCCUUCAAGAGCUUUCGACUGCUAUUGGUAUGACCAGACUCUUGAAGUCACUGGAUCUGAGCAACAAUGGGUUCUCAACACAAGUUGCAGAAACUUUAUAUAAUGCGUGGUCGUCGAGUUUUAGGGCCGGGAUGGCUCAGAGGCACAUUAAGGAAGAGACGGUCCAUUUCUCAGUUCAGGGAAUUAGGUGUUGCAAGGUGAAACCUUGCUGCCGACCACGGGAUUGAAUUUUUAUUAUUAAUUUUUUUAUUUUUUAUGUUGAUAUAUAUUUAUAUAUAACAUCUUCUGCAGUUCCGUAGCAGAAGGAUCCAGCACUGUAAUAUAUCAGUAAUAUUUAUGUGUCCACUAAUUUGAGGGCUUCUGUGUGGUGCUGCGGUUUCUCGUGUAUUAUAUGGUACGUCAAAGAUCAUGUUUUGGUGGCA